Molecule: messenger RNA, 663 nt
Organism: Olea europaea var. sylvestris
Lineage: Eukaryota; Viridiplantae; Streptophyta; Magnoliopsida; Lamiales; Oleaceae
Product: peptide chain release factor PrfB2, chloroplastic-like
Exons: 3
Coding region: 8-355 (115 amino acids)
Biological process (GO): translational termination
Molecular function (GO): translation release factor activity
Source: RefSeq, a predicted model, not a curated record
UGUCAAAAUGAAAGUACAAGACAUGAAGCUUAAUCGGAAGUUGUGGACUUGUUCCGACAACAGGUCACAGCAUCAAAACAAGGCUUCUGCCAUGGCCGUACUUCAAUCUCGUUUGGACCAGCUUGAGAUGCAGCGUCAAGCUGAGAUGAAUGCAGAGCACACACAAUCCCUUACCGACAUAAAUUUUGGCAGCCAAAUACGCUCUUAUGUCCUUCACCCUUACCGAAUGGUGAAGGAUCAUCGGACGGAUUAUGAGGUUUCUCAUCCCGAUUCUGUCCUAGAAGGUGAUCUAGACGGCUUCAUCUUAAGCUUCCUGUCUGCCUCUCUCGACAAAGAUGAAGAUGCUGACCUGUAAACUGGUUCUGAUCGACUGGCAAACUAAACUCGAGUUCCUCGAUUAUGCCUCAGAUAAGGAGCACAGCAGAUAUUACCAGUCUCCCUCUGAGCUUAAAAAUCUUCGUAGAGAUUUAUGAAAAUUAUGUUCUUUCACAAUUUUGAACUGGUUAAGCUUGAUUAUAUGUUAUUCUUUUGAGACAAGGAGCAGAACGUUUUAAUUAAAUGUUGAAGAAUAAUGUCUUUUGGGUUCGUUUUACACUAUUAUGGAGGAUAUGUAGGAUGGAAAUGGAAGAAUCACUAUAAUAAAGAACCUUCGGUUACUAUAGA